UUACGUUCCAUUUCUGGGUAUGAAAAAAGCAGUUCAUUAAGCAUUUGAUGUAUCAAGUAACAUUAUUUGACGAAUUUGAUUAUAAUUCCAUAAUGAUGUAUGGAGAAACAUUUUUCUCGAAGGACGGACACGGUAAAACUAUGGUAGCUAUGAAACCGGGUGUAAGACUCGUUGACGUCGGCAAUAAACCGGGGUUGAGCAAAAGUGAUAUUUAUCGUAUAAAUAAAUUAUAUAAAUGUCAUCUCGCUUAAUUAAUUAGACAGUAAAAAUAUAAAAAUAAAAUUGAAUUAGACAAAUCCAUAUCUAGUCUCGAUUUCUUACCAAUUAAACACACUCAGAAUUCCUUUUGUAUGUGCAGCCAUAUUUAUGAAAUUCUAACGUUUUCGGUCAUAUUUAAUGACCUUUAUCAAGAAUAAACGGAAAAAAAAACAGAAAAAAUCGAACUCUGAGAAAAUUCGAAUUAACGAUACAUGCGUUUUGGAACGUUUUUAAAAGGAUAUUCUACGGGAAUAAAGAGAGUCAUCUCUACAUAAAGGCUAUCAAUAUAUAACCACAUUAGCUAUUAGAACGUUAAAAAAAUAAUAUGACGUUCAAGAUAAAAUAAAAAUAACAAUAAAAAAUACAAACAGACAUAAAAUACCAGACAUAAAGAAUGUGUUGAGCAAAUACAUUAACUUAAGGGUUCUACCCUUAAGUAUGUUGCCGCUUUGCCACCGUUCUUGACGCUUAUAAUAUGCUUGAUCGAUACUUUGCUUGCAUCUCGGAAGUUGAUAGCUAGUCCUUUUUGGCUGGUUUUGUAAAUAUGCCAGUCUUCAGCGUACCGGAGGUGCUUUUUGUUGCGAACUGUUUGUAUCAAUCUUGCGUGAUCCCGUUCUUGGGGGUCAGCUAAGACGUAAGUCGCCAGCGCUGUGCACGGCUGUUCGCUUCUUAUGUUUCUCCGGUGUUCUGACAGCCUUUUCUUGAGGGAUCUUCCGGUAGCUCCGAUGUAGAACAUCUUAUUCUGCCGCCGUGUGUCUACAACAGGGACUCCUGGAAGAGAGUUCUUGUCCAAGGCAUCUUUGUCUGCCCUUAGCAAUCGGUAAAUAGUAGGAUUCCUUUUAUAAAUUAUUCUUUUGUUCGUAGCGGCUCCUAUUCGCCUAUAGAUGCUGCUCAGCCAGGCCUUAUAUUUCAUCAGUGUGAACUCUUCUGUAUUUUGUAAAUUUCACACCGUGCUACGUGUCUUAACUUGGCUAGUAAUAGCUUUAUCGUGCUCGUGCGAUGAGCGCCCGGAAUGCUGCUAGUUUAUACGUUGGAGGGUCGUGCGAAUUCCAUGGGAUAAAUAUCGAGUUGUACGUAAGCUUUCUAUAUAUUUUAGUGAAAAAAUCCCCUUUGCUGUCAAGUUAUAAAGAUAAAUCCAGAAAAUGUAUAAGAGUAUCAUUUUCUUGCUCGAGCUCAAUCUCGAGACCGAACUUGUUGUCAUUAAUGUCCUUUAUGAAUUGUUGUAAGUUGGCUCUUGCCUGCAGUCUUUCUAGAACUCUUGGGUGCGCCGUAAUACAAUGCGUAUCAUUUACGUACUUUAACAGAAGGUCGUCGUAAGUGUUUCUUUUCAUGACUACUAAGUCCUUCGACUUGUCGGCCCUUGUGAGCACGAGAUUAUUAUCUUCAGCCAGUCUUGACUUUUUCUGAUAUUUGGCCAGAUUGGGUCGCGAUCCCUUUUACUAUUUUCUUGUUUGAUUUUAAGCGCCACUUCCCAUCUAAACAUUUCCUUCUUGAUCUCGCUGAGCCCCUCUAUAGCUUGCUCGACUUCUUUUAAGCAUGUUGGUAAUGUGAUGUCAUCCCAGCAGAUAAUUAUUAAAUUAUUAUUAAACUUCUAAGAUAUUAAGUACAUUUGCUUAAAUGUUUACUUAAAUACUGUAUAUUAUUAAUUUAAUAUAUUGCUAGAAAAGCAUUUUCUGGAAAUCUGUGUAAAUAAAUGCAUAUAAAAUUUAUUAAAACAAGUAAUAAAUUUUGCUGACGAGACACUAAAUUUUCUUUUUAUCGUAUAUCGUUGCGCAUUUAUUCACUUUUUACUAAACUUCGGAAGUUGAAUUGAUAAUCGUCCGAAAAUGCUAUGCUUUGCAGCUUUACUUUUUAUGAUUUUAACGAAGAAAGAAGAUCUUCCGUUGCAAAGUUUAGAUUUAUUCGAAGGAGAUAUAAAUGGAAUUAUACAAAGAACUGCCGUUACGAAUGAUAGUAAUUUAUGGCCCAACGCAAGAGUUCCGUAUAUAAUUGAUUCUUCUCUAGAUGGUUACAGAUAUUUAUUAGCCCAAGCCAUGAAGAAUUAUCACGUAAACACGUGUAUCAGAUUUGUACCGAGAACAAACGAAGAAGAUUUUGUCUAUAUAUUCUCCGGCAAGAGAUGCUCUUCUAAAGUCGGUAGGAGGGGUAAAAAACAGGAGCUUUCUUUAGGACCAGGUUGUAGGAAUCUCGGUAUCAUUGUUCACGAAUUGGGACACGCCGUCGGUCUGUACCACGAGCACAGUCGAUAUGACAGAGAUAAUUUUUUGACCAUUUUAUGGGACAAUAUAAAACCAGGAAUGGAAAAACAGUUUAAUAAGUUCGAGCCUGGCGAAAUUAGAGUCCUGAAUCCUUUCGAUUAUAACUCUAUUAUGUUAUACGGAGAAACAGUAUUUUCCAAGGAUGAACAUUUGAAAACGAUGAUGCCCAAAUUGAAAGGAGUUCAACUCCUGGGAGUUGACAAGAAAAAAAGAUUAAGCAAAAGCGAUAUUUAUCGUUUAAAAAAGCUGUAUAAGUGUUAUAAAAAAAACAAAUAAUU
Molecule: messenger RNA, 2794 nt
Organism: Centruroides sculpturatus (bark scorpion)
Lineage: Eukaryota; Metazoa; Arthropoda; Arachnida; Scorpiones; Buthidae
Product: astacin-like metalloprotease toxin 1
Exons: 6
Coding region: 2085-2792 (235 amino acids)
Biological process (GO): proteolysis
Molecular function (GO): zinc ion binding; metalloendopeptidase activity
Source: RefSeq, a predicted model, not a curated record